Molecule: messenger RNA, 2660 nt
Organism: Perca flavescens (yellow perch)
Lineage: Eukaryota; Metazoa; Chordata; Actinopteri; Perciformes; Percidae
Gene: prr19
Product: proline rich 19
Exons: 4
Coding region: 86-2137 (683 amino acids)
Source: RefSeq, a predicted model, not a curated record
UACCUCCUCGUCUGCGUGAGUGGACUCGCCCUGCUCGUUUGGUGUUGGUGGGAGUUGGUGCUGCGCAAAGAAACACAUCUACGACAUGUUGCCGAGCAACAACAGAUUUACCAGCGGUAAAAAAAAAAACGACUGUCGAAUCCGGUGCAGCAUGCACCACAUGGGUGGCAGGGCUUUAUCGGACAGAGGAAAGAUCUUGAAUGUUUUCAACAAGCAAUUAAAAACAACAGAAAAAACCCAUUGCUCAGUGAACAGCUUAACUGUAGACUGCAAAUGUUUAAACCAUGAUAGUAUGACAGAUGGGCAGCACAAAAUGAAACGACUGAAGAGCCGCAAGGAGAGGAGUCAGAUGAGAGGUGGUAAGAAAGAAGCCUCAACGUCCAAAUCACAUCACCAUCACUGCCGUCGCCAAAGCAGUAAAGACAUGGCACAUUUCCAGAACGGCUGUCAUUGUCCUUCAAGGAAAGAUGCACCAUUUCCAAACAUCAUUCCUGCUGCACAAGAGCCCAGUAUCAUCACAGACAGUCGCCUGAUAGGACACCAUGGCCUGUUCAACCAUGAGGUGAAGUCUAUCGACAUUGAACGCUUGUUAAGUGAGCAGAGAAAACGUGGAACGCAAGUACAAGAAAAGAACAACGCUACUUCACAUCCAUCUUCAACAUCUCACAUUCCAUCUCCAUUAUCUAUUAACGAAUUGUUGGGUGAGGAUACUGAUGAGGUUCUGCCAAUUGAAAAAGCAAAAGCCCAUGAUGAUUGCCGGAAGAAAGGGAAGAAAAUCAGUCAGGGAUCGGAUGUUACACCGGUGCAGAGACCGCAGCAACAACCUGAUCUUUCACCGGAUAGUGUUAAAAGCAUCUCCUCCGCUAAACGCAGCUCCCUCGAUGCAGUGAUAAUCAAGAGCAAGAAGACCGACCCUGUCAUGUCUGAAAAGGGCAGAGAGUCACAGCUGACUCCCACUGUUGUCAGAGAAAAUGUGAAGACAUUAAACAGGAAGGUAAAGGGAAACGUGAUUUCUAAUCUGGAGCACACCCCAAAGAACCAGGAGUCUCCCGUUCACCAAACACAAGCUCCUGGUCUCAGUCUGAGCCCCCCUCAGCCCUCCAGCUCACCCACUGCUGACAGCUCUGACAUACAGAAUAGAAGACGAGAUCCCGUCUGUGUAUCCAAGUCUGUCAGUACAUUGGCAGCGGGUUUGUGUGACUGUCUGCAGUUUCCACUUCUGAGGAGGAGAAACCUGGUGGCAGAGAGCAGAGAAGUGUUGUUGAAAGCUCUACGGGAGAGACAUGGACCCCGGCUUCAGGAGAACCUCCUCGAGGUGCAGCGAAGCAUCAGCUUCGGUGAUGAUUCCUCAAAGAAAGUCCAGGAUCAUGAGCCAACCAUGAUAGAUGAGCUCUCGCCUUUAGAUGCAUUUACAACAGCGUUUCAAGCCACUGCCACUCAGCCAUGUUUUGACUCCGAGAAAACCACACCUUUCAGAAUGACGGGAACUGGGCGUUUUAACUGGAAGUCCAGGCCACAUCAAAACCUGGAACAGACUGCUGAAUGGUUGACAAGCCCUGUGGAGACUUCUGUCAGCCUUUUGGAUGAUAUCCUUAGACCUACUUGCGCUCCACAGUUCUACAUGGACUUUGAGCCCUCUGGAGUUACAGCGAGUGAUCAUUUGUUCUCUCCCACAUCAUGCUGGGAAGAAAAGGCUUCUGCAUCUCAUCACUGGGAAGACAGUUUUAACAGGCUAAAGAGCAAAGAGGCUGUUAUGUUUAACCACACCAGAGCAGUUCCAGAGAGGAGCAGUUGGUCUCAAUUCAGUGGAAUCAACAUCCAGCGUUUCUGUCCUUAUCAAACACAGCUGCCAGAUAGACAUUCACCAGCACCAACUCACUUUCCCCGGGAGAAAGACCCAUUUGAAGUUGAUAGAUCCUCUUUUGCUCCCUCCUUUGUCCAAAUUCACCAUCCUCAGCAGAGCUUCCAGCCUUUCAGCCAAUUCAGUCACCCUUCACCCUGCCUUCCCCUCAGGUCCCACCACACUGACAUGAUGCAUUACCCACCAUCUCACAUGCUUGAAAAAGAUACAGUACCUCCCCUUUCUUCUUUCCCAAGCCCUGGGCACUGGUCCUUCCCUCCUAUGAGACUGUACUAAUGUGUGGUAAAGCUCUACAUAGAUACGUGCCUGUCAACAUUUCUAUGGCUAACAAAAAAACAAAACAAUACUUUCUUAAUUCAUACCAUCAAGACUUUUUGUUCACGGCCAGCAAAAAUAUAUGUUGUGUGCUCAUAAUUUGAUCAAAAACAUUAUCAAAUAUAAUAUCAAUAUAAAACAUAUUUUAUGCUUUUGUCUCAUGUAUGCUGAGAUAAAGAAAUUGUAUGUUAUGUUUAAACACACAAUUAUGUAUUGUUUGCAUCCUUGGAACAUUUUUUUAAUAUGCAGAACUGUACACAUUUUCUUAAACAUAGGUGUUAUAAUGGGAAAUUAUUUACAGAACAAGAAUUUUAGCCACGAAUGUGCUAUAGUGAAAGCUACGGUAUUUGAUAUUUUGUUGUGUAUGUGGGCUACAUUUAAAUGCAAUGAAACACAUUUGUAAUAAACAUUGUAAUAAAACAGACAGGCAAUGUUAAGCAUUGAUAAAUGUAAAAUUAAAGUUAGCACAUGAUGUUAAAUGACA